Messenger RNA from Australozyma saopauloensis, 711 nucleotides. RefSeq lists its product as uncharacterized. The record is from RefSeq and is a predicted model, not a curated record. Gene Ontology annotation, cellular component: Ndc80 complex. The coding region runs from base 1 to 711 and encodes 236 amino acids. NCBI's taxonomy places the organism in Eukaryota, Fungi, Ascomycota, Pichiomycetes, Serinales, Metschnikowiaceae. Gene Ontology annotation, biological process: chromosome segregation. The transcript has a single exon.
AUGCUCCCGUUCUAUUCGGGCAAACUGUCCUUCGAAGAAUUCCUGCGCGUCAAGGAGGAAAUGCAAGAGUUGAGCGUGCAAUUCCAAGACUACGCUUCUUUAACGUAUUCCGCACUACACAAAGCAAAACAACAACACAUUCUUGCCACGAGAGAGCUUGCGCUGCAAAGGAAAAAACUCAAGGACGAAGAGGCAUUGAUAAAGUCUCAGAAUGAACAGAAUAAGGCAACGCGAGAGGCAAACUUAAACAGCCUCCAUGUUAAGCAAGAGAAAGUAGCCGCGUUGGCAACGCAACUACAAAAUCUAAAAAACACAAAAAAGGCUCUAGAGAAUGAAAUAGACGAGGCAAAAUUUGAUACCACAAGGCUAGAAAGAUCGUUCUCGGAGGUUCAGCAGAAUAUGAUAGUCCAGAACCGAAAAGAUAAUGAGGAGCUCGCGAAAUACGAAGCAUACAUGGGACUUCAAGUGGAGGCCGUUGCCAACGAUCAUUUAAAAUUUAAAUUUCUUAAUGCUGGCGGAAGUAGUACUGAUGAGGAAAUAUUUUUCCAUUUAUAUGUUGGCGGAGAAGACUACAAAAUUGGCGAGUCGUCUCCAGCCCUUUCAGCAGAGCAAACUAGCAUAUUGGAAGCAGAUCUUAAUUCGCAUGGUGAAAUCAUGCUUUUUCUCAAAAAAAUACGAUCGGUCUUAAAAACAAACCUGAGAAAAAGUUAA